Messenger RNA from Paraphaeosphaeria sporulosa, 778 nucleotides. RefSeq names its product RNA binding protein-like protein Pym. Lineage: Eukaryota; Fungi; Ascomycota; Dothideomycetes; Pleosporales; Didymosphaeriaceae. Gene Ontology annotation, biological process: exon-exon junction complex disassembly. Gene Ontology annotation, cellular component: cytoplasm; exon-exon junction complex. The transcript has a single exon. The coding region runs from base 194 to 778 and encodes 194 amino acids. The record is from RefSeq and is a predicted model, not a curated record. Gene Ontology annotation, molecular function: RNA binding.
UUCACCUUCGCGACGCCAGAGCCCCGCGCACUCUCGACGCUUUACAGUCGCUUCCUCCCGUACACGCUGACCCGGGAUCGCCACCCCUUACUCCCCAGGCCGUGUGAGUUGCCUUGAACCGGGGCUCCGAGCUCGCACAAUACCCCACCACCGCUCACAGCCGGUGCUCCGAACGCAAUCUCGUCCCGCCAAUAUGCCCACAGUCGAGACAACGAAGGUCUCUAGGGCCGGUAUAACGACAUCCGAGACUGGUGAGCGACAUGUCCCAUCGUCCACGCGCGCCGACGGCUCCGUGCGGAAAGAAAUAAGGGUUCGUCCCGGCUACCGCCCGCCCGAGGACGUCGAGAUCUAUAAAAAUCGCACCGCUGAGGGCUUCCGGAACCGCAGCAAGGGAGGUGUCCCUGGCGCUGAAGGAUUGAAGGAGGAGGAAGACCCUGCCAAAGGAAGCCCUGCCGCCAACAAGAAUGCCAAGCGCAGGGAGGCCAGGAGGAAGGCAGCCGCUGCUGCUGCGGACACCAACGAUACCGCUGAGCAUGCACCCGCCGAGGACAAGGCCACAACGGAAUCAACACCGCCCACCGAUCCCGAGGCCGAAAAGGAGAAGGAAGCAAAGAAGCUGAUGAAGAAGCUGCGCCAAGCAAAAGAGCUCAAAGACAAGAAGGAGAAGGGCGAUGUUCUGCUGCCAGAGCAGUUUGAAAAGGUGAUUAAGAUAAGCGAGCUUAUACGGCAGCUGGAGAGCUUGGGAUUUGAUGCACAAGGCGAGAAGAAAGACGGCUGA